Molecule: messenger RNA, 1590 nt
Organism: Diversispora eburnea
Lineage: Eukaryota; Fungi; Glomeromycota; Glomeromycetes; Diversisporales; Diversisporaceae
Source: the annotation of a GenBank genome assembly
AUGGAUUCUUUUUAUCAAAGUAAUGGGAGUUCAACAAUGAAUAAUAAAGAACAACAGCAACUCAUGUCUUCAGGUUUCGUACCUUCACCUUCACAAGUCGAGUAUGCACAUAUGACUGAUAACGGAUAUCCUCAAGAUCAACUUGAAAGAAUGUCUCAAAAUACCUUUAGUCAAGGUUUUACUGCAAUUUCUGAGCCGCCUCCUUAUGAACAAUUCAAAGAAUAUAACUGGGCAGAUGACUUAACUACAAUUAUUCCUCCUCAAUCGGAAGAAUUUGGUCAAGCAUUAUUGGAUUCAGCCGAUGAACAUUUCAUUUUUGAUGACUUUCUUGGUAAUCUUCAAGCAAAUCCAAACUUUAUUUUUAAUCCAUCAUUACCUUCAGAUAUGCCAGUAUUUCCACCUCCUGAUUCUGUUAAUGAAUUACUUCAUCCUAUGAGUUCAUCAUCUGUUUCAGAUGAUAUGUAUAAUAAUCUUUUACCAGAUCAAAUGACUACAACAAUUAAUUCAUCAUCAAUUUCUGAUCGAAAAGAUGGAUCUACGUUACAAUCAGUUCCUUCCAAACAAAGUCCAGGGAAUACUCCAGGUAGUAGUGUUAAUGGAUCACCUUCACCGAGAACACCUAAUAAUGAAUUUUCAAAGAAUGAAGAAGAAUCUUCAACAUUAAAUAAUUUAACUGAACAAGAUAAUGGUAAUACGACAGAUGAAUCACAAGAGAUCAAAUCGGAAUCAAAACCUACCCCACAAAAAUCAAGUCGGAAACCUUAUAAAGAACUUCUUACGGAAGAAGAGAAACGAGCAAAUCAUAUUGCAUCUGAACAAAAACGACGAAAUACAAUUCGAGCGGGAUUUAAAGAAUUAACGGAUAUUAUACCUACACUUAAGAAUGUGAAUAAUUCAAAAAGUACAAUUUUAUUUAAAGCAGUAGAUUAUAUUAAAUAUUUAGAGAAAAGGAAUAAAAGUUUAAAAGAAAGAGCAAGUCUUUUAGAAAUGAGAGUUGAAAUGGAAAUGAGACAAGGAGGUAAAAGAUUUCAUCAUCAUGGUGGAUUUGGACCAACGAUGGGAUUUGGACAUCAAAGAGUUGGACCAAUGCCAUAUGGUGUAAUUCAUAAUCCUAUGAAUGGUAUGAAUGGUAUGAACGGUAUGAAUGGUAUGAAUGGUAUGAAUGGAAUGAAUAGUAUAAAUGGAAUGAAUAAUAUAAAUGGGAUGAAUAAUAUAAAUGGUAUAAAUAAUAUAAAUAAUAUAAAUAAUAUGAAUGGUAUAAAUGGUAUGAAUAGUAUGAAUAAUAUGAAUGGUAUUAAUGGUAUAAAUGGUAUAAAUGGUAUGAAUGGUAUGAAUGGUAUGGGAAUUCCAAUAGGACCAGGACAUCCACCACCACAAACUCAUUCCAUGCCACCACCUCAAAUGCAAAAUAUGCAAUAUUUUGAGGAGGAAGUAAUGGUAAUGGAAAUUGAUGAUGAUCAAGAAAUGAUGAAUCAUCAUCUUCAUAAUGGUGUUGAUCCAGGAAUGGUAGUAGGCGUAGAUCACGAUGGUGAUUCGUCUAUGAUGGUGAUGAAUGGAAAUACAUCGCGCGUUAGCGUUAAAUGUUUAUAA